Molecule: messenger RNA, 1212 nt
Organism: Cannabis sativa
Lineage: Eukaryota; Viridiplantae; Streptophyta; Magnoliopsida; Rosales; Cannabaceae
Exons: 1
Coding region: 1-1212 (403 amino acids)
Molecular function (GO): nucleic acid binding; zinc ion binding
Source: RefSeq, a predicted model, not a curated record
AUGGCUUCGAGUAGUCACGUUGGUUUCGAUUUGAAUGAGCAAUAUGCACAAAUCAGUUUGGAAGAUGAGGAAGAAGGAGUUUUGAUUGGAGGGGAUGAUGUGAGUGAAGAAUUGCCGUUUGAUGAUAGGUGGUGUUUGGUAGGGAAAUUUCUAACGGGGAGGGCAGUGGAUUUUGAUGCGAUGAGACAUUUGAUGGCCUCGCUUUGGCAGCCGGGAAAAGGUGUGUUCAUCAAGGAGUUGGAUACUAAUCGCUAUCUUUUUCAAUUCUACCAUGAAUUAGAUAUUCAAUCAGUCAUUGAUGGGAGUCCAUGGACUUUCAAUAGAAGUCCUCUUGUUUUUCACCGAUUGCAGAAGGGGGAAGAUCCAAAGGCUGUUCCGCUUCAUAAACUUGAUUUCUGGGUUCAGAUACAUGAUCUGAAAACUGGCUUCAUGCUAGAGCGUGUGGUUCGGAGUGCGGGCGAGUAUAUUGGUAAGUUUGUCAAAUCCGAUCCCAAGAACUUUAAUGGAUUUUGGCGAGACUAUUUACGGGUUCGCACUACGGUUGAUAUUGAGAAGCCGCUGAAGAGGCGAAUGAAACUCUGUAAAGAAAAUGGUGACUGGAUUUGGGCUAAUUUUAAGUAUGAACAUCUUCCUACUUUUUGUUUUGUGUGUGGAAUUAUUGGGCACUCGGAGAGGCUAUGUCCGAAACGAUUCGAAUGCCCUAUUGAGCAGCUAUCCAAGCCUUAUGGCAGCGGCAUGCGUGCCCAGAUGAAGAAGAAAAAUUAUUUAAUAGGGGCUCAAUGGCUUCGGACUGGGAAUGAGAAUGGUGGAGCCGCUGUUGGUGGUGGUGGCGAUCGGUUGUACAAGGCCGGUGAUGAAGUUAAUGCUCAUCCUAAAAUUAUGGAAGUUGAUAGUAUUGACCAAGGAGGCAAUCGUGAUCCCUUGAUUGUAGGAGAUAAGAAUAAGGAGAAGUUAAUUAUGGAAAGUGUGGUGUGUGCACGUCAGGUUGGUGGGAAUGAAUCUAGCCAUGAUGAGGUGGAUGCUGAUGGUAGUAUUAAUGAAGAGGAUAUGAUUAUUCUUUUAGAGAAUAAAAGGAGGCGUACAGUGGGUGAAGGAGUAGUUAUUGGUGGACAUGUGAAUAUGACUAAUAUGGUUGAUGGACCAAUUGGUAAUAAUGGAUCAAAAAACAAGUUACAGGUGGGCCUUGGUGUUCAGGCCCACCCAUCAUCAUGA